Messenger RNA from Pollicipes pollicipes, 2419 nucleotides. RefSeq names its product protein peanut-like. The record is from RefSeq and is a predicted model, not a curated record. Lineage: Eukaryota; Metazoa; Arthropoda; Thecostraca; Pollicipedomorpha; Pollicipedidae. Gene Ontology annotation, molecular function: GTP binding.
CCGACGAGCACAACCGAGAACGUCAGCACCGGGAGUGGCGCACCAGGCAGCUGGAUGGCUGCGUCGGCUUCGCCAACCUGCCCAACCAGGUGUACCGGCGCGCCGUCAAGAAGGGCUUCCACUUCACGCUGAUGGUGGUCGGCGAGUCGGGUCUGGGCAAGUCGACGCUAGUCAAUUCCAUGUUCAUGGCCGACAUAUACAACAACGAAUACCCGGGCCCCUCGCACAGAAUCAAGAAAACCGUGGCGGUGGAGAAGACUGUCGCGAAUCUGAAGGAAAACGGCGUAAACCUCAGUUUAACAGUGGUUGACACGCCAGGGUUUGGAGAUGCGGUAGACAACAGCAAUUGCUGGCAGCCGGUGAUAGAGUACAUCGAGUCGCGGUACGAGGAGUACUUGAACGCCGAGACGCGCGUGCGACGCACUGAGGUGCUCGACUCGAGGGUGCACUGCUGCCUGCACUUCAUCGCGCCCUCCGGCCACGGCCUGAAGCCGCUCGACGUCGAGUUCAUGAAGCGGCUGCACGACAAGGUCAACAUCGUGCCGGUUAUCGCCAAGGCCGACACCAUGACGCCCGAGGAGAUCACCCGGUUCAAGAAGCAGAUCCUGAACGAGAUCGCGCAGCACAAGAUCCGUAUCUACGAGUUCCCCGAGUGUGAGGACGAGGACGAGAACCGGGCGCAGCGGGCACUGCGUCAGCGUGUGCCGUUCGCCGUUGUCGGCGCCAACACGGUCAUCGAGGUGGACGGCCGGAAGGUGCGCGGUCGCCGGUACCCGUGGGGCGUGGUCCAGAUCGAGAGUAUGGAGCACUCCGACUUCAUCCCGCUCAGGAACAUGCUGAUCCGCACACACAUGAUGGACCUGCGUGACAUCACCAACUCGGUGCUGUACGAGAACUACCGGAGUCGCAAGCUGGCCGGUCUGGGCGCCGACGGCAAACAGGCCAAGAUCGUCAACAAAAACCCGUUGGCACAAAUGGAAGAAGAGAAACGAGAGCAUGAACGCAAGGUGAAGAAAAUGGAGUCUGAGAUGGAGCACGUGUUCGAGAUGAAGGUCAAGGAGAAGGAAAACAAGCUGAAGGAAUCCGAGAGCGAUCUGCACCGCCGCGAGGAGCAGAUGCUGGGCCCGCUGGAGGAGCAGCGCCGCGAACUGGAGGAGCGACGCGCUCAGUUCCGGCGCGAGAAGGACGACUGGGAGCGACUCAACGGCGUCACCAUCGACGAGCUGCGCCGCCGCGAGCUUGAGUCCAACAGCAAGGAGGCAGUAGAUGGGAAAAAGAAGAAAAAGGGGCUCUUCUAGUGUCUGUCUCUUUCUUCUGCGUACUACCCCCACCUGUCCGUGAGCCUGAGGACCUCUAGUGCCGAUUUCUGACGCCAGUGGGCGCUAGUGCAGCUCCCGGACGGUGCGACCAUCAGUGCCACGGCGAGAGCGUGGUUCUGUGAUGACUUGGUAAGCGCGGCGUCUUGCGGCCGUGCGAGUGGAGGAUGAGAUUGAGGCACCUGUGACUCCCAGCACUCCAUUGCAGUGCGCGCAAGACCCAACUUUGUGUGUGAAUACCGUAUUCUUUUAUGCAGCGUAUUGCGUGCUGACCAAUGUGGCGUAAGUUUUGCUUUACAAGCUUGUCUGAUUAUUUACCUGUGUACCAAUAUGUGGCGCACUUAUCGAUAUCGGUGUCUGUCAAAGCGAAUGCUAUUGUACUUUUUGUACGAUGUCCAGUGACGAAUUUUGACAGUGAAAACUUGCUGCUGAAUUGUUUAGUUUCUCGUCUUAGCCUGCAGAUGUUAAUCGACGUUCACUUUUCUCGCUUAUUGUGUGAAGCCCUCCUGACUCGUUACACAUCUGUUUCGUUCUAGAUGAAAAUUUUCGCCGGUGGACUGUGGGAGAAUGUAUUUCUUCCCCCUUGUUCUCAAAAGCGAUUGUUCACCCUCUAUUUCCUUCACUGGCAAAUAAGAUAAGGCAAAUUAAAUACAGAUCAUGCCAAGCGCCGCUUUUUUAUUGAGCUUUAUUUUCACUGUUGAGGGAUUCGGUAACAAUGAGUGGCAUGGUAAGGAUUGUCAGAUUUGGACACGUACCAGUGAAAAUGAAGCUCCGAGUGUGCGCAUGCGGCGUGGCAUGAACCGGACCGAUCGCUGAGCUUGGACUAGGAUUGUUUGCUCCUCCGCACAGUGGUGCGCUGAAGGCUUGAACCGUGCUACUGCCGUUUAUUUUAUGUCGCUUGCGCAUUAAUGGUGCCGAGCAUGUGGUUUUUGUUGGUGCUCGAUGUAAAAAUUUGCGUUCAAAAUCACCGCAAGUAUGCUUGAACUCGUCCAGAGUUUUGUUACACUUUCCUCUCAUGUGCCAUGAGGUUUUCAGGCCGUAGGUACUUUUCCAUUACUGGUAGCAUUAGAUUUUGUACAAAUACAUUUGCGGCCUCGCUGAAG